AUGAGAGGUACAGCGAGGAUAUUCACAAGUUCAUUGCGAACUGGGAUUCAAACCCGACAAACUCUCACUCAAUCCGUUCAGCUAAAGAGCCGAUUAUCAACUCUCAAAGCUUCAACGCGGACUCUUCCAACCUCACAUUUCCAACCAACUUCUCAAAAACCAGGCUUUGCCGUACCUCUUCAAGCACGAAUAUUUCCUUCUCUGAUAGUCGUCGGGAUUGUUCUCGUCAGCGGUGGCUACUAUCUUCUUACACCACCGUCUCGACCCAAUACUCUCAACGACAUAACCUUUGUCCCUUACGCAAUCACAGCCCGCCAAGCCAUUUCACCCACUUCAUUCGUUAUCACCGCUAUCCCACGCACGCCAAACCCUGCCCUCCCCUAUCUCAACCCUGGCGAUAACCGCUGGAGAAAUCCUCUUUGGUCCGUCGAGUUCAAGCAGCCCGAGGUGCAGAUCUCGAGACAUUACACGCCUCUUCCUCCUUUAUCUACCGAGGAUCCCACAGAUGGCGCGUUGCGCUUCUACAUCCGCACUGUUGGUGAUGGCGAAAUGUCAAAUUACCUGGGCCGCAGACGGGUUGGUGACGAUGUCUUCCUGCGCGGUCCACAUGUUGGCUUCGAGCUUGCUGAGCGACUCGGCGAGCAGUCUCGUCUCAUCUUCCUCGCAGGCGGCACGGGUGUAGUUCCGGGUAUACAAGCAGCAAGAGCCGUGAUGGAAGCCAACGAGAGGUCCAGCGUCGACUUGCUCUGGGCAGUGAGAAGACGAGAAGAGGUGCAGAACAGCUCUCCGCGGCAAUCGUCGUGGAAAUUCUGGCAAGAACCGAAGCCGACAACAUUGGGAGCUGAGAUUGAGAAUCCUAGCCCCGUUGCCGAGCGAUUGCAGGAUCUAAAAAAGACGUAUGGUGAUCGUUUGAGGAUACAAGUCGUUGUUGACGACGAGGGAAGCCGUUUCCAGGACAAGGAUCUCGGGAAGGCCAUUGCGGUAUCGCCUGGGGCUACUGCUUCUUUCAACGCAGGCUGCCGAUUCCACGACCAAGCUAUGCAUGUUCAUACCUCCGAGUUCGCUUUGCCCGAAGGGCCAGGCUGUGUGUGCAAACCCGCCGAGGGUACCCCACCAGGUAAGAACUUGUUCAUAGUCUCUGGUCCGGACGGUUUCAUCGAGCAUUACGCCGGGCCUAAGAUUUGGCUAGGGGGCCAACAGACUCAAGGGCCAAUUGCUGGUGUGGCUGGUCGUUUACAGAGACAGAACCCUGCUUUGGCGAGGGACUGGUUGGUUCUCAAGAUGUAA
Fusarium sp. VM40 is the source of this 1287-nucleotide messenger RNA. NCBI's taxonomy places the organism in Eukaryota, Fungi, Ascomycota, Sordariomycetes, Hypocreales, Nectriaceae. The record is from the annotation of a GenBank genome assembly.